AAAUAAGAGAGAGAGAAAAAGAGUGUGUGUCUGUGUUUUCUCUCUUGUGUCAGUUUCUGCUUAGCUUCUCAAAAUCUGCUGUCCCUUCAAAAUUCCUCUUUCUGUUUUCUGCUUUUUUCCUAUCUUCAGUUCUUUUUGCUUAUUAUAAGCAUAAUUUACUUUAGUUGUGUUCAAAAAAAAUUGUUCCCGUGAUUUCAGAGCUUUUUGCAGUGUAAUAUUUUCUGAAUUAUUGUCAGAAAAACAUGAAUGUGUGAUUAGUUAUUCUUGGAGAUUACACAACUAGCACAAUUUCAAGAAUGGCCUGUUUUUCUUCACUAUUUGCAUUACUGUAGUUUACAUGCUCAAGAAAAGCUGGAGUCUUUUGUAUCUCUUCUAAUGGCAAACUAUAUACAAGACGCAAGUGGGUUUUGAAUGAUUUUUUUGGCAUAGUAAAAGGAAAAUGACAUUAAAAUCAAAGAAAGGAUGGAAAUCAGUAGUGCCCCUCCGUUUGAAGACCAAAUCAUCAGCAAAUUUUUGUUUGCUCCCCAGAGUGAAGUCAGAUCGUUUUGGUCCUGGUGAGACGCCAGUGUGUCUCAACGUGUAUGACUUGACCCCUAUGAAUAACUAUGUCUAUUGGGCUGGCUUUGGUAUCUUUCAUUCUGGUGUGGAAGUUCAUGGUGUAGAAUACGCAUUUGGAGCUCAUGACUACCCGACCAGCGGUGUCUUUGAAGUUGAACCGCGGCAAUGUCCAGGAUUUAAGUUUAGGAAGUCGAUAUUUAUUGGAACCACAAAGUUGGAUCCGCCUCAGGUUAGAGAGUUUAUUGAACAUCAAGCUGCUGCCUAUAAUGGUGACUCGUAUCACUUGAUUGUGAAGAACUGCAAUCAUUUUUGCAAGGAUAUAUGCUACAAGCUCACUGGGAAAAAGAUCCCGAAAUGGGUGAACCGACUUGCAAAAUUAGGUUCAGCAUUCAACUGCAUGUUGCCUGAGGCUUUGAAAAUUGCUGCUGUCGAAGACGAACCUAAUGGCCCAGAAUACGUUAGUGAAAAGAGAAGGUUGAGAAGUACUUUCAGUUGUCUUUCUUCAAUUUCAACAAGACAGCAGAAGUUAUCUAAGUCUUCGAUGUUUUUACAGUCACCCCUUAAAGGAUGCUUACCUUCUUGGGAGUUAAGAAAGUCUACCAAUCGCUCAGUAAAAGAAAGGUAAACAUUUAUGGACCCUUUUGUGAUCACAUUUCCCUUGGAAUAUCCUGAAGAAGAAAAUUUGUGAAGGCUAGCUACUCCAUGUAUUUCAUGAAAACAAAGAAAUGAUUGAGAUUAGCUUGCUUUAAGAAGUUGUACUAUUUGUAAUGUGGCAUUGCAGUGUGCAAUAUGCCUUGUUUGAUCCCUUAUCUUUUAGGGUAAUUUCUGUCUCGUUCAUCGAUUGAUCACGUGAGUAUGUCAGAAAAAACACGUACAUCCUGCAUUUGAGAAAAAAGUCUGUCAAUUGAUCUCUAUUCAUUCGGUCAAGGUUUCCACUUUUCACGUCGUUCUACAAAGAGAUGCACCAUGUUGAGAAAUCACCAAUCCCUUGGAGCAGUAUAUUUGCCACCUUAAGUCUGGUGAUAUGCCGGGAUGCUAUACUGCAUAUGACCAGUGCUCUUUUACAGUUUAGGCUUUACUUUUUACUGCAGAAUGUUGCAGUUGUACUACCAUUUCUACUGUAAGUUAUCUUAAUUUUGUCUUCGUAAAGAAUUAAAUACUAGAAGGUAAUGUGAGUUCAAAAGAUCA
Nicotiana tabacum (common tobacco) is the source of this 1746-nucleotide messenger RNA. Its product is annotated as deSI-like protein At4g17486. Gene Ontology annotation, molecular function: deubiquitinase activity. Lineage: Eukaryota; Viridiplantae; Streptophyta; Magnoliopsida; Solanales; Solanaceae. Gene Ontology annotation, biological process: protein deubiquitination. The record is from RefSeq and is a predicted model, not a curated record.